Leptopilina boulardi is the source of this 732-nucleotide messenger RNA. RefSeq lists its product as uncharacterized. The transcript has 3 exons. Bases 1 to 732 code for a protein of 243 amino acids. The record is from RefSeq and is a predicted model, not a curated record. Lineage: Eukaryota; Metazoa; Arthropoda; Insecta; Hymenoptera; Figitidae.
AUGGACGAAUUCGAGAUCAAGUGGAGGAGACAUAUUAAGUACCUUGGUGUGGAACUGGAUGGAAGGUUAAACUUCCAUCACCACAUGCCUACGGCGUCAAACAAGGCGAUUGAAUGUGCGGCUAACUUAGCACGGGUGAUGCUAAAUGUUGGAGGCGCUCGUGAGAAGAAAAGGAGAGUGGUGGCGAGUGUCGCCCACGCUAAGUUGCUUUAUGCAGCACCAGCGCUCGUCGAAAAAUGGCAGGAAAGAUGGUAUAAUGAGGUAAAAGGUCGAUGGACUUACCGCCUUAUACCGACACUAGCCACUUGGUUAGGUAAGAACCAUGGCGAGGUCUCCUACUACUUGACACAAGCGCUGACAGGUCACGGAUGUUUUAAUUUGUACCUGCAGCGCUUUAAAAAGAAAGAGACAGAGGAGUGUGCUUACUGCCAGUUCCCUGUGGACAAGGCAGAGCACACCCUCUUUGCCUGCAGUAGAUGGGACUUGGAGAGGCAGGCCAUGUUUACCGGUGUAAACUCUACAGUUGCACCGGAGAACAUGGUAGCGCUGAUGAUCCAGUUCCUAGAAAACUGGCGGUUCAUCGAGACCUUUAUCAUCACGGUUAUGAUGAGAAAGGAUCUCGAUGGCCGCAGGAAGGCGAUGUUCGCAGGAAUGGAUGAAGUCGCUUUACAACAGAGUAGGAGCGCCACCUUCAAAGGCAAAAGUCUUCACGACAGUACCGAGGGUGGAUAA